Molecule: messenger RNA, 1140 nt
Organism: Drosophila eugracilis
Lineage: Eukaryota; Metazoa; Arthropoda; Insecta; Diptera; Drosophilidae
Product: serine protease inhibitor 42Dd
Exons: 2
Coding region: 1-1140 (379 amino acids)
Molecular function (GO): serine-type endopeptidase inhibitor activity
Source: RefSeq, a predicted model, not a curated record
AUGCACAUGUUGCUGCUGCUUCUGUUCGGAAUUUCAAGAUCCAGAGCUCAGAAAAAUAUUCAAAUACCUGAAAGUUUAUACGCAGCCAUAGUGAGCAGUUUCCCAGAUCAAAACAUUAUCUUCUCAACGGAUGUGAUACGAUCCAGUAUGCUGUUCAUCUAUGUUGGUGUGGAGAACGAUGAAGCCGAGGAAAUUCGAAAGGCUUUACGCUAUGAAAAAUCUUAUUUAUCUCAGUAUAAACCAGAUUCCAAGAAGAUCUUUGCUAUGAGAUUGCAAAAUGACACGAUAGCAAAGAGCCUUACAAGAUUCUACAUCCCCCUGGAUCUGAAAAUGUCUAAAAAUUAUAAAAGGUUCAUGCGACAUACUGAAGGGUCAGCUGAAGGUAUUAGUUUUACACCGGAAAAACUUAACGAGGUGAAUAAUUUGUACCGCAGGGAGAUGGGUGAUAAGAUUGGGAAGAUUGUCAAGAAAAGUUGGUGGAAAUCGACUAACCAAGGACUCCUCAUCAAUGCCAUGUUCUUUAACCUCACUUGGCAGCUUACCUUUAACGAAGAAGCCACCUAUCUCAGGGGCUUCCGAGUAAAUGAGAACAGAACCAUUAUGAUACCCAUGAUGCAUGAGGAUAGUCAGUUUGCUUUUGGCAACUUUACGGAUCUCAAUGCCACUGCCGUUCGCGUGCCUUUCUCCCAGGGCGGCUUAGGAAUGCUACUCAUAAAACCUGAUCGGCCAGAUGGUCUCUCCAAUUUGGAAAUAAAGCUGUCUGGCUUGGAUAUUAUACAAAUUUCUAAGAAUCUUCAAAUGAAUGAAGUUUUUGUGGUCAUGCCAAAGUUUAACCUUAGCUGUCAUUUAGAGCUAGCUCCAGUUUUUAAGAAGAUGGGUAUUAGGGGUAUAUUCAGCCCUAGUAAGUCAUUUUCUACGUUGCUUGAAAGGAAAACCGAAUUUCGGAUUGAUGGGGUUAACCAUGUGGUCAGUUUCGAGUUCAAGGAGCAAGGCAUUGGUCCGCCCCAAACUGAUGUUGGUAAUGGCAGUUUGACACACACUGUCAGCGAAGUGAAGUACUUUAUGGCCACUCAUCCAUUUGCUUUUUUUAUAAUCGAUCAGGAGUCCAUAUUCUUCGCUGGUCAUGUUACAUCUUUUUAG